Messenger RNA from Pochonia chlamydosporia 170, 5574 nucleotides. RefSeq names its product ankyrin repeat protein. The transcript is spliced from 6 exons. Lineage: Eukaryota; Fungi; Ascomycota; Sordariomycetes; Hypocreales; Clavicipitaceae. The coding region runs from base 1 to 5574 and encodes 1857 amino acids. The record is from RefSeq and is a predicted model, not a curated record. Gene Ontology annotation, molecular function: protein binding.
AUGGCGGCCUCCGAUUUGCCUCAAUUGCCUGCCACCCACGUGGACCUGGCCAGGUACAUUGCUGAGCAUCCUGACAAGCCCAUGGUUGACAUAAUGGAUCCCUAUCGCAAGUAUGAAGCUCGUUUGCGAGAGGUUUAUGCACAAGAUCGUCAGAACCCAAUUCUCAACGAUCCGUAUCUCAAUGUUGUCCCUCUCUUUACCGAGGACACCGCCAAGAUCACUACCCGAGCAAGAGACUUGUCGGCAGAAUCGGAAGAAGAAAAGUCCAGAUAUAUCAUGCCCCUCCCAGAGGACAAACGAAGACCACAUGGCUCGCCAGCUACUGUCGCCGACUUGACAGAAUUCCAAAACAAUUUCAACGUCUUCUCAGAGUCGUCACUGGUUGAAAUCGAUUGGAACAAUGUGGUGGCCGCUGGAUCCUCAGUUGUCAACUGUUUAUUGCCGGUCCCCAAGGAAUUCAACGUCUCCAAGCGCAAGUUGCGCGAGUAUUAUCACGAAAAGUUCUGCCCGGCAUCUGACGUUGAUCUGUUUCUGUACGGUUUGACCCAUGACCAAGCCAUUGAGAAGAUCAAACAAAUCGAGCGAGCUGUCAAAGAUGCUUUGCUCAACGAAGUCACUGUUGUCCGUACAAAGUACGCCAUUACCAUUGCAAGCCAAUACCCCGUCCGCCACAUUCAGAUUGUCCUUCGCGUUUACAAGUCCGUCAGUGAGAUUCUUACCGGCUUUGAUAUCGACGCUGCCGGUGGUGCCUAUACCGGCAAGCAAGUCUACGUGACUCCCAGGGCACUGGGAAGCUUCAUUACUCAAAUCAACCACAUUGACUUGUCUCGCCGUAGUCCCUCUUAUGAGAACCGUCUAUCCAAAUAUUCGCACCGGAACUUUGAGGUAUAUUGGCCAGACCUCGACCGAACCAGGGUCGAUCCCACCAUUUUCGAGAGAAGUUUCCAACGAACCCUCGGCUUGGCUCGACUUCUUGUUCUGGAAAGAUUGCCCACAAACUAUGCUCGGGAGACUUAUCUGAACAAGCGACGCACUGAGCGUGGUAGACCAACUCGAUACCGAACGUUUAUGCCCAUGCGCGGCAAUAUCAAGGAUUCUCAUGAAGAUGAGGUAGCGGACUGGCUGUCGGAAGAAGAUGUCAGCAACUAUCACACUUUUACGGUUCCGUAUGGCGAAAAGUUCAACGCGAAGCGAAUUGAGAAGCUCUGCUAUACUAGAGACUUGCUGUUGAAUGCUGAAUGGAACCAGCCCAAGGAGCGCGAAGUAUACCUUCAUCGCCAUCCUGCUUUCUUUGGACGAGUGCAAGAUGUCAUUGAAGACUGUUGUGGCUCUUGUCCCAAACCAGUAACUCCAGAGGAAAUUGAGGUUGCUGAGAAAGAAGCAGAAAUUUACAUUUCUGGAAAGGUUUCAUUUCUCAUUGAUGAUCCUGGCCGUCAACAAAUUGGCUCUUUCAACCCAUUGACAGAGCAAGAUUGGACGGACAUGGCAUAUGUCGGCAAUACUGCUCGACUUUGCCAGUCAAUUGUUGACGGUGAUGUCGACGAUGUACUCAACUGGCUUUCUCAGGAAGAGGCCGAUCCUAACAAACGCGAUUACACUGGCCGAACUCCGUUGCAUCUCGCAGUGAUGACUUCGACUCCUGAAGUUGUCAAGUGUCUGGUUGAUCAUGGCGCCCGUCUGACAGCCCGUCUUGCCGAUGGUAAAACGGCACUGCACUUGGCAGCCGCCCGCGGUAAUACCGAAAUGAUUAAAAUUCUUAUGGAAAAGAGCAUUGAAAAUGAGGAGGUCGAGGAGGAGAAGCAAGCGAGGCGCCGAAAGGCUGCUCUUGGAGAUAAGAUGGAUGGAAUCAAGAAAUCCGACGAUACUGCAAGCCAGGCAUCAGCAAGCAAAGAAGAACCAGAGCAGGAUGAGAAUGACGAUGACGAUGACGAUGAAAUGAAGGAUUGUUCGGAAGCAGAGUCUGACGGUGAGCUUGUUGAUGGCGAAAAGACGGAGCUGGACGUGCAGUCUCUUGCCACAGGGUCUUUCGUCAACGUUUCAAAGAAGAAGGAUGGUGAAGCUACAGGUGAUCUGGUUCCAGAAGAAUCCGAGGAUGAACCAGACUACUAUCAAAUUGAUGUGCUUGCUUGGGACACACCUUGCUCCCCGCUACACAUCGCCAUUGUUGAAGGACAUGAAGAGUCUGUCAAGCUACUGUGCGACUAUGGCGCCGACUCUAUCCUACCUGUCAAGUUCCUCAAGAACAAUGAUUUCGAUGCGGCAGCGAUUUUGACUCUGACAUUGGCUCUCAGCCUUCCCAAAGACCAAGCUAUCUCGAUGGCUCGGUUGCUCCUCAAACUUGGUGCGACUUCGUCUCAGGCCGAUGCUCGGGGAUGCACAGUUUUCUACCGAUACAUAGAACAUGGGGACACUGAGCUCGUGGAGGCCCUCUUGGAAAAUGACAAAAUGGGGGUGAAGACAGCAAUCAAUCACCUCGUCUUCGGCGGCUACAGCUGGAAUCCCCAAACCACUUCACCUCUCCAUGGCGCCCUCCAGCACGGUGACCCAAUCUUAAUUCUUAAGCUCUUAAAUGCCGGAGCAUUGCCCGAAGUCGAUUUUGAUACGUGGUUGAAAGCUGCCAAGAUUGCGCCAGAUGUGUCCGGGAACCUUGGUGACCUUGAGCGCUCCAAACAAUCCUACAAGAAAUCUUACGAAUCUCCAUUGUGCACCGCCAUUCGGCAUGGAAAUACAGAGGGAGCAAUGAGACUAUUGGAGAAUGGGGCUGAUAUUAAUGCUAUGACCCACGAUACAAAUAUUGCCUUCACUGAUGAUUGGCGAUGGAGAUACACAAAGGGAACGUCAGUUCUGGAUCUCGUCCGCGACAUGAUUGAGAUCCUGUCUGAGUACGAGGGUGAAGAGUCUACUGUUACGAAGCCAGAGAUACAACCCGGACUCGAUGCCUACCUAGAAAAGCUUGAGCCCGGCACUUACAGACAUUGGCUGGUUUCUCGAGAUGUGCGACAGAAGAAGAAGAACUUUGAUAUCAGUAUGGAGUGCUACGAAAGACGUCUAAAAGAACUCGAAAGCGUCAGGGGAGCAGCAGAAAAGCUAGAGGCUGUACAAGACACCUUGAAUGGGUUCAAAUCUCUGGAAAAGUUCAUGGUCACCAAGGGAGCCAGGACAUUUGCAGAACUGCACCCUAAAAUUGAAUGCGAGAAGCGUAAAAAUUCCAGCAGCGAGGAUGAAGAGGAGAGCAAGAACAAUGACUAUAAGUAUGACAUUGUUUUCAGAACCGACAAGGAUAUGACCGACCCGAGACAUAAAGGAUAUAUUGAGCUCAUGGAAGCUGCUUGGGCAGGAAACGUGGAUCGGAUUAAGGAAUUGACUCUGCAAGCAUGGGGUGCAGAAAACGACCAAGCUCCCUUGAAGGCCGCCAUCACAGAUAAUGUCUCUAAUUCGCCAUUUUCCAUCGCUUUCCUGCGCGGUCACUAUGACGUUGCCAGGGCUAUUUUGGAGGUUGUGAAGGCUCAAUGGUCACCCGCGGACAAAGAUGAAGUCCGCUACAAGAUGAAGCAAGAGCAACCAGUUGAUGAAGACGAAUACUACAGCGAGGAGGAUGAGUCCGGCGAAUCAGAUAGCGAUCCAGAUAUUGUGUCUCAAGUCGUCGACAAGAACUUCACUAUUGACAACAUUGGUCAAGUGUCCAUGCAAGUCAAAUCGCACAGUACUCCAGUACAGCAUCUGUGCGAGAAUGUAUCAACAUUUACAGUGAAGGACGGCAAGCCUUCGGAGACAAAGUGGUGCAAUCGUACUCUCUUCCAACAUGUCAUGGAAAACGAUGAUGUGGUUGGAUUAAAGGCUUUGUUGGAUAUGGCACAGCAUUUUAGCGAAGAGAAGGCACCAAGCGAUGACGAAGAGGCGAGUUCUAGGUUCACAUUCCCUGAAGGAGACUUCAGAUGGGCUGUGGAACAUGGAAAGGUCCAAAUGCUGUCUCUCGUUAUCAAGCGAACCGGUGCAGGCGUGCCCCUCGAUCAUCUCGUGAAGAAGAGUGGUGUUGAGGUCAAAGAGAAGCCAAGGUUCUACCAAGGCCUGACCGUUUAUGGCAAAAAGAGAAAGGAUUGGGCAAACGCCGGCCGGGGCGUGGUGAGCAGGACCAGUGGCAUGAAGACGCCGCCCCUGUUGCACGCCGCUUUAGAGGGAUCACUCGAAGGUGUCGAGUUCUUCCUCAGUGACAAACCCCACAGGCUCUACGCAGAGUUUGGUAAAUCCAAGGCUGCUCGCGAAGAUUCCAGAUUCAAACAUUUGAAGGAUAGUCCCGGUGGCUUUGAUCGAGCUAUUUCGAAGUGGUUGGGCGCCGACAAUGACCUGGUCAUUCACUGUGCAGUUUUGGGCAAGUCCAAGGAAUCAGCGGAACUUGUUGAGUACCUUGUGACAAACUGCCCUGAAUAUCUCGAAAAGAAGACUUCCGAGGGAGAAACACCCUUGAUGGUUGCCUGCAGACUUGGUCGAACAGACUUUGUCAAGAUCCUGAUCGAUGGUGGAGUGGAUCAAUCCACCAGAAACUUGAAGGGCGAGAAUAUUCUCCACGCGUGUCUGUCGAAGCUUCCCAAGGCAUCUCAGUUGAAGCCCAUGUUGGAUCUCUUUGACGCCGAGCUAAGGAGCUAUCUUUUCCAGCAACGUAAGAACAUUACUGAAAAUGGCACCACGCCGCUGCAUACCUGGAUCUGCCAGGCUUCUGGUCUGCCGGCGAACGGUGAAAGUGAACCACCAUCGCACAAUUACUACCACCUCUACGGAAGAUACGCCUCAAGAGGAGCCUACACGGACGAGAAGGAUGUCGCCGAUAUGCUCAAGCUACUCCUCGAGUACUCCAAAGGUGAAGAGCUCGACAUGCUCAAUGGAGCCGGCGAGACCUGUCUUCACACCGCUACCAAGCAGGACAUGCUUUCACUGGUCAAGAUCCUGCUAGAGUUCAAUCCACGACAACUCUACCGAGAAAACGCAGUCGGCCGCACGCCCGCAGAACUCGCACACGACGGUCUCAUCGCCCACGUCUUGGCGUGGCCCGAACGGCCCGAAAUGAAUCGCAACGAACGUAUCUCCAAAAUUGUUAACAAGUCCACCGAGACCUACGGCGACGAAGCCGUCUUCAAACAGAAGGUCGCCGAUCAGCUCAAAACCAGCAUUGCAGACCUCGGCCUCAGUGGCGACUACUCUGCCAAGGAUCUCGCGCUCAUUCUGCCUGCCAUGGGUAUUGGUGAAGGCAAAUUGCAGAAGAACCUGUCCAAGGGCCAGCUCAGGCAAGUAGCUUGGGAUUUGAUGGUUACUACAAUGAAGAAAUACGCUGGUAAGCGCCGACUAGUAAGUCUGAAUGAGGCGAACGACGUUGCUAGACGUCUGGGCGAGAAGCACACUGGCUCCCGCUACUUUAGCGUUGAGUCGCGAAAGCAUGAGGAUGAUGAAGUUACGUCAGAUGAUGGAAAGGAAGAUGAGAAGAGUGAUUUCGCCACGAGAGAACUUGAGAGUCGGUUGAGUAGUGCAUGGCGGAAAGUGAAGGAGACUGAAGAUAGUGACGAGGACAGCGAUGAUGAGUAA